AUGCCUCCUACUGAAAAGGCCAGUCUUCAAGCCUCCGCCUAUUCCUCAACAACGCCUCAAGAUCUUCCUCCGUCAUAUGAAAAUAUCAUCCUCCCGAUACAUACACCGGGCCCAAGCACCCCGUCACUUGCCGUCCCUAUACCAAGUCAGAACGCACUUGAGGCACUGUCGCGGCUUACGGCCAUUGACUUUCCCAAAUACUGCGUCGCCGAAUCGAAAUUGUCCGAGGACUUAGCGACCGUGACGACAACCAAGCCGGAACUGGCACUGACCCAGUAUGCCCUGGUCAAAUUCAUCCACGAGCAAGCUGCCUUGCCGCCGAAGCCGCUCAUGGUGAUCCGUGGGACGCAUGUGAGUGGAUUGGCCGGGUCGGCAAAGUACGGUGAGCCUACGGUGGACUUUGAAUUGAAGAUCAACCUGACGAGCCUACUGGAAAUCGACCAUGGUGCAGGGCUGGACGCGUCGAGGUCAUCAAAUCGCAUCCGUGUGAAACCUCCUGAGCAUUCCUCGUCCUCGUCCUCGCCAAAGCCGGCGAGUGGAAGUCGCUCUGGUCGUGAAAGCACGUUGAGUCCUUUGGAGCAAUGGGUGAAGAAGUUCUGCGAAGACAAAGCCGAGAACAGGAGUUUCACGAUCCGUCGCUCAGCAAACAACCUCCCCACUCCUAUCUUGGAGGGCAUGGUGCGCACUCUGAUCGCGGCGACCAAAUACCGUGGCAAAGUGUCCGUCGAGUUCCCCGUCCAUCACGCCGAUGUCACGGUGCUGCGCCAGUCGGGUAACUGGUUCACCAACAUGUUGCAGCUGUAUCGGACCAAGCGGUACGAUGUGGUUGAGUCGGUCUGGGAUGUUGUCGGUACAAAUGGACGGUCGGCAGGGAAUGGCGCCUUUGCUGGUGAAGGGCGAAGCGACGCCGGCGCGACGUCGCCCCUGGGCGGAGGUGAGGGUUCCUCGACGAGUACCGAGCACAACCGCCGUGUCGCGCUCAUUGCACAGGAGUGGUGGCGUGAGUGGCAGUCCGCCAUCUGGAACGCCGUGCUUGCGAGGAGGCAGGGCUGGGUCACCAUUGAGGAUUGGUUUGAAGCACGCAUGGGCGUCAGAGAAAAGGAGAGGACUCGGGAGUGGGGUAUCGACCACGAACAAUCUACGUGA
Capronia coronata CBS 617.96 is the source of this 1146-nucleotide messenger RNA. RefSeq lists its product as uncharacterized. The transcript is spliced from 2 exons. The coding region runs from base 1 to 1146 and encodes 381 amino acids. NCBI's taxonomy places the organism in Eukaryota, Fungi, Ascomycota, Eurotiomycetes, Chaetothyriales, Herpotrichiellaceae. The record is from RefSeq and is a predicted model, not a curated record.